CGCAGAGCCGCAGCGUCCGGCGCAAGCGGGGCCUGAGCUCGACCUUGGCUCCUGACCGAACCGAAACCGAAUGAGAUUUAAAACGACGUGCUUAGGAAGAUGACUGGAAAUCUGCAUAAACCACGUUUAGUAGUUGGGGAUUUUUUGGUUGGUUUUUGUUGGUUUUUUUUUUUGUUUUGUUUUAAUUAGGAGGACUGGGAUGUUAAAACAAAUGACUGUGGCCAUACUGGUUUAUAUCAGCAGAGUUAUUCAAGUAUAUUCGAGUAUAUUCAAGCGUAGUAAGGAAUGCGAUGGUUCCUGCGGAAAUUCCUUGGUUUCCUGCGUACGUUGCGCAAGUCCUGUUUGAGGGCGUGAGGCAGUGAGGAAAUAGGGAAAUUUGAAAGCUGGGGAGCAUGCUCUGUAACUUUGAAAAAUGCCGGAUGGGCCUGGCUCCAAGUGCAGGCGUUCCCUCAUCGCCGUCUCUUCAAACAGUGCAGAGCAGAGCAAGCACAAAGCACAGGCGGUGCCGCCUUCUGUUCUCUCCUUCCAGCACGGGGCCUUCCACACGAGUUCGUCUUGUGGAAGAAACAGAAUUUCCCAAAUCAGAACGACGCCCGCUGGUGUCGUAUCCUGGUUUUGUUGCUGCAAAGAUGAUUGUUAAAGGUUCAAGAUACAAAAUGCCAGCAAGGAGUUAACUGGAGCCUUGUGCAUCUUUGUAUGAAAUUUUAGUAUGUUAUUUCCUGCUCCUUUGAAAGGAUGUAAAAAAAACAAACAAAAGCCUAAUUAGAUAUUCUCAUGAACACGAAAAUUUUUGAGGCAGCUUUAUCUAUGAUGACUAUGAACUUUUUUUUAUUUUGUUGUAGAAGAUAAGCUGAUUUUUCUCUCCUCUUUGUAGAGAAUUUACAUUCAAUAAGUCAUCUUGUUACAAAGCCCAGAUAAUCAAAAGCUAGGCUGCUGGGUUUAUGUUGUGAUUGCUUUUUUAUUUCAACUUCUGCAGCUAUGAUAAUUGUAUCUGUGAUGUUUGAAAAAGUCAUCAUCAGAUGGAGGAGUGGAACAUGAUGUCCUUAAUCUCUUAUGAUGGAGUGGAUCAGGCUAAGAUUUACACACAUGGAAUGUAUCAGGAUUGCCCCGGUCCUGUGACAUUCCUGCAUCAAAAUAUAGGCACAUGGCUUUAGGAUGAAAAGUUACAAACUGUUUCAGUUUAUACUAAAAAAUUGCUUCCCCUUGCUCUUACUCAUUCCCUAUGCAGUGCCCAAUGAAUGUAUAUGCACAGCUGGUUUUCCUUUUAUUUAGAGCAUCAUUUCUGGAUCACUGCAGUCAUACAGAAGAAUUACCCUUGGUCCUUUUCCCAUCCCCAUAAAAUUAGGAAGUAGGCCCCUCACAGUAAUUUGUGAUCUUGGUAUUUGUCCAACAGAGAAUGAGUUGAUGUAAUCACUGGGAAAUCCUGGAUGGAAACCAAUGUGUGCUGGAUCUGGAUCAGUGAUUUGGCAGUGGUCAAAUGCUGAUUUCCCAGUCUUCUUAGGAACAGAUUUACAUAGAUAAGUAGUAAGAUAAUUUCAACACUUGAGAGUAUAGUCAGCAAUUUUUUUUAUACUGGGCAUGUGAUGUACCAUAUAUAGGGAAAUUCAUGAAAGGAGAUGAUUCAUAUGUGUGUUUUAAAGGCAGAUUAUUUCUAAGCUAACAUACAAAUAGUAAUUUUGCAUGCCUGAAAUUCCAACUCAGUAGGAAGUUCCUCCCUAACACAUACCCCCCCUCUAUUUUUUUAACUAGUUUUAAAAAUUAGAUAAAAAUCAAUUGUAAUAGUUAAAAAGUUUUUCUGGUAUUUCCAAAGGUGAUGAAAAGCUGUUCAAUUCCUGUUUCACUUUAGAGUUAACUGAGUUCUUUUGAAAGUCCCAGCUGAAUGUACCUGAGAGAUACUUUCAUGUGAAGGUGCUUUGUGCCUCCCCCUUCUUGACUGCAUUAUGUCAUGAGAACAGUGUCAUUCUGUAGAAUUCUCACAAGUGUUUGACACUAGAUUGAAAAUAAGUUAGCAAUAAAUAUGCUUUUCUUCUGAUAGAAAACUUUCUGAAACACAUUACAGUACAUGAGGGGUUCUUCUGUUUUAGAUGAAUUUAGAUGAAUUUAUCUGCUUAAUUAUGGACACAACAUGUGACAUUGUUGAUUGUAACUUCCAGAAUGUGUAACAAAAGGAUGAAAAUCUUAGUAAGAUUUUACUCUGUAAAAAAAAUCUUACUCGGGUGCUAGAAUCUUUUGGUAUAUUAGGCUUUGAAGUUGAAUUGGUGUUUGCUUUCCAGUGUGGUUUAAAUAAAAUCCUGCAGUAUAGUGAUCAAAAUUCUGUGGAAGGGCUAAGAUUUGUCUUUAGGUUUGCUCAUCUGCUGUUUCUCCAUGUAUGUAAUGGAGAUCAGAGGAGGUUAGAUAGAAUUUCCAUAGUUGGUGACAGUGGAAAUUGAGCACAGCACCCUACUGAUUUUGUUAAUCACAGGACUGGGGGUUUUUCUAGAUUUGUAUUUUUUUAUUCCACUUUCCAGUAUAAUGGUACAUGAAUGUUGAAGGGAAAAAAAGGUGGUCUGUGGCUUAUCCAUACCUUCAGAAUUUACCAAUUUGCAUAUUUAAGGUUGGAGUAUUUUCUUUGAGUGGCUUUUCAGUCUCUCUGAGCAUGGAGGGGGUGUAUGGAAAAUCCUUUUAACCCCAGACUGGAAUCACUUUAAAUGAUGUUAAUAAUAAGAAAAUCCACACAGUCCUGAAUUUACAGAUCGUUAGUGUUUUAAAAGUUACAUGUUACAUUGUUGCUCGGAAGAGGGCAGAGCUUUCAGAAGUACUUAAUCUACCACCCACCAGCAAGCUGAUGACUUUUGUUUCACUUCCUAUGGAAUAUACAGACUCAUAUGAAGAACUGCCCUUGUAAAAAUGCACCUAGUUAAGAAUGAACACAAGAGAAGUGCUGUGGUAGACACAGGCUUCAUGCCAUGUUGCUUUCCAGUUUAAAAACCAAUAGACUGGCAAUUUUAAAGGAACAGCAACAAAGUGAUGACCAGGUGCCAAGUUCCAGCUUUCCUUAUUCAUCAGAUUCAAGAAGAAUUGGAUAAAGAAGAAGAAGAGAUGAUGGUUUUCCUGUGCCGAGAUCUUGCUCCUGAUUUGGCCACUGCUGAUCUUAAAGAGAUCUUGGUGGCUUUGAAUGAGAGAGAAAAACUGACUCCUCUUGGCUUGUCUGAGCUGUUGUACAGAGUUAAGAGGUUUGACUUGCUGAGGAGGAUCCUGAACACUGAGAAAGCAUCAGUGGAAGCUCACCUUGCCAGUAGUCUCAGACUUAUCCCUGAUUACAGGGUACUAAUGGUAGAGAUAAAUGAAAAUCUGGAGAAAGAUGAAGUGGGUUCUCUUGGUUUUCUACUCAGAGAUUAUGCACCUCGUAUGAAAAUGGCAAAAGAUAAGAGUUUUCUAGCUCUUAUCAUUGACCUGGAAAAGCUAAAUUUGGUGGCUCCCAAUCAACUGGAUUUGAUAGAAAACUGUUUUCGAAGUAUUCACAGGAUAGACUUGAUUAGGAAGAUUCAGAAGUACAAGCAUGAAGCUUCAGUGUCCUCCAUUCAUUCUCAGCCAGUAUAUGUAAAUGCUCAUCAGGCCUCUCUCCCUAAUCUCAAUCUGAUUGAUCCUCCUUAUCAUUCAGGGAUUCAGAAUGAGAACACAGAAAGAUUACAAAAUGGAUCAAGUCUUACUCUGGCAGAACCAGUUCACAUGUCCAUUCAGGAGUCGGGAUCAGUGCCACAUAAGAUGUCUGAUGAUUCUUACAGAAUGCAAAGUCAACCUUUAGGAAUUUGCCUGAUAAUAGAUUGUAUUGGCAAUGACACUGAUGUGUUGGAAGAGACCUUCAGAGGCUUAGGCUAUGACGUUCAUUGUCACAGAUAUUUAAAUAUGAACUCCAUGAAUCAAACAUUGCUUGAAGUUGCAAGGUGGCAGAAGCACAGAAAUUGUGACAGCUUCGUUUGUGUAUUGGUCAGCCGUGGAAACUCUCAGAGCAUCUUCUGUACAGACCCCACCUUUUCUGGAUUCCCUUUGGAACAAAUAAAGAAAUACUUCACAGCAGAUUCAUGUCCUGGACUCCUAGGAAAACCGAAGCUUUUUUUUAUUCAGAGCUAUGUUGUGCCAGAAAAUGAGCAAGAAUGUACCAGUCUGUUGGAAGUUGAUGGGAAGGGUGAGAAUAUCAGUGCUAAAGUCUCUAUCCCCCACGCAGCAGACAUCUUUUGGAGUCAUUGCAAGGUAGAUGUGUCUACAUUAGAACAAUCCCCAGCUUCAUCCUCCUAUUAUCUGCAUUGUCUGGCUGAACUACUCCGUAAUCCAUAUAAAAGGAAACUCUGUCUAUUGGCUAUCCAUAUGGAACUGAACAAAAAAGUUUAUGACUGGAAUAUGACCACUGACCAAAGCCAACAAUACUCACUGCUACUCCAGCACACACUGAGGAAGAAACUUUUUUUUCUCACUUGACUGCUGUUAGAAAGUACAUAUCUGAAACAGUUAACAAUGGAAACAUUUGCAGUGAUGCAAACAGUUUAAUGCAUACUUUUACUUUAUGCAUUGUUAUUUCAUGUGUAUCUAAAGUGCCUGUUGCUUCCAAACACAGGAAUUUUACAAGCAUUUUAGUGUGCUAGGACACUAGAUUUUAUAUUUUAAUAUAGUAGUCUCUGACUCCAUUCUCAUUGGAUGAGAAUGGUAGCUGUUGUAUAGCAGUGCAGCAUACCUUGCUAUUGAGUACAGCAGGUAAACAGAGUGGAAAGGUAUAUAAACUGUAUAGCUGAUGGGUGUUCCAAGAAAAAACAGAAGUGCUUUUAUUAUUUUGGUGGUGGUUUUUACACAUACCUCAUAGCAUUUAAACAAAUACAAGCCAGCCCAAACCACUGAAACACACUGAAUUACUUUCCCUCUACACCUAAUAGUGGCAUAUGUCUCAGAAAAGCCAUUCAUACCCAGUAAUACCAGAUCUUUGCUAACAUGUUCUGACUUGCAUGCCUCUCUAGAUUGGCAAAACAGAAGGGAGAGACACAUGAUCUUCUCAAUAAUCUGGAUUCCAUCUGAUUGCUCCAUUAAAGAUUGCAUCAUUAGCACUGUCCACAGCACACCGGGAUUCUAUAUUAACAAAUGAGACAAUCUGCUGUGCUUUGGGCCAAGUAUUUUCUGCUGAUGCAAAAAUGAGUCUACAUGUGACAGGACAUUACAGUAAUCUGCCAUACAGUUAAAAAUAUGUGAGAUUUUGGCAGGUGUCUUGUGGAAGCUGAAACAUGAUUCACACUUGUUGUACCAGGCAUAGUUGUAAAAAGAUAAUUUAAAGUAUUUGAAUGUAAAUGUAGUAUGUAGCAGCCAUGAACCUUUAAGACUGAAACACCCCACCCUCACUCCUUUUGCUUAUGAAAAAGAAUAUGCCUCUAUUAGUUAAUUUUUUCCCAAGUGCUCUUGUGAAAAAAGAAAAGGGAAAAUUGUCCUAAAUGUAAAUUUUUUUCUCCAAUAUAGCAGUUGCCUAACAUGAAAAGUGCAGCUAACCUACUUGUAUAACAGUAUAACCUGGAUGGCUUGCAUUGAAGUUUGUCACCAAACUUAGUGACAAUAAAGUAGGCCACUUGUAAAUGUUUUAUUUUUACUCCUAAUAUAGCCUCCUAUAAAAAUCAGAAACAAUCAAAGCCCUGGUGUGCCUUGCUUGGUUUCUGGUUAAGUUUUUAAUGGAAAAAGAGGAGGAUACAAAAUGACAGAUACAGAAUCUUAGAAGUUGCUUCUGGUGGCUAGAAAAUGAACUAAAUGGUGAAACAAAUGUUUACUGUGGUUGCAGAAGUAAGAUAUCAUUUCAAGUUACAUAUAUCUAAGUAAUGUUAAUUUAUGUGAUCUUCACAGAUUAACUUCACUUUCCCAUUUCCCUUACUAGCUUUUGAAUUUGACAAGCACUUCUGCUACCCUAUAGACAACCAAAAGCAGGGAGAAUGGAACCAAGAGGAGGCAGAUGAGGAAAAGAAAUGUGGAAAUUUUAAGCAGGAACAAGAAGGGGAAUGGUAGGGAGCAUCAAGAGAAGAACAAGUAGGAGAGAGACAAUUUGGAGGAGAAAUACCAAUAUUGGAAGGAGAAGAAAACAGGAAAAAGGAAGUGAGAAUUAUAGUGGCUAUCCUUACAGACUCUAAUGAUGUGGUGAGUUGGUUGAUGUUUUGUGGAUUGAUUGGUUGGGGGGUUUUGAGUGAUGCUAAAUGCACCUAUUUACUUAAAAUAUUAGCAGUAGAAUAUAUUCUGCUUUUGCAGUUUUGUGACAAGUUUGGUUUGAGGGUUAAGGAGUAUAUACGUUCUUUGCCUUACUGCAAGACACAGUAAGUAAAGUCCAUGUUCCUUUCAUUAAGAAAUGAUGCAGAAAUGCUGUUUUGGAAACCAGAGGCUCAUGUAAUUAACUCUCUAAGUGGAAAAGGAAAGGACUCUUGUUGUGUAUGGCUGCUUGUUGGAAGUGGUUAUAACCCUCUAGAAUGUUGGGGACAGACAUGUAUUGUGCAGCAUUCAUAGGUGUCUGUGAUUUUUCACUCUGGUCCUCAGUAGAUUCUUAAACCAUAGGCAUACACAAUCUAUAAUCAUACAUCUAAGCAGUAUUUAUUGCCUUGAUACCUCUUUCAAGAGUGGUAUUUGGGUAGGCUGAUUCCCUGUAUCUGCUGCUUUAGGAGUAUUUUUCCAGGACUUUUUUGAUGGCAGUUGUCUGUCACUUCUCCCAUAGCUUACAGAAUCAUAGACUCAGUAUGUGCUGAAUUAGAAGGGAUCCAUCAGGAUCAUCAGAUCCAACUCGUGGCCCUGCCCAGGACACCCCAAGAAUCCCACCAUGUGCUUGAGAGUGUUUUCCAAAAGCUUCUUGAGCUCUGUCAAGCUUGGUGCUGUGACCACUUCCUGGGGGAGCCUGUUCCAGUACCUAGUCACCCUCUCUGGGUGAAGAACCUCUUCCUAAAAUCUAACCUAACCCUCCCCUGACAGUUUCAUUCCUCCAGUCCUGUCAGAGGUCACCAAAGGUAAGAAGUUGAUACUUGUGCCACGCUGCUUCCCCUUGUGAGGAUGCUCAAGAUUGCAGUGAGGUCUCCCCAGUCUCUUCUUCACCAGGAUGAACAAACCAAGUGACCUCAGCCCCUCCUCAAGGCCUCCCCUCCAAAACCCUUACCAGGUUUCUUGUCCCUCCAUACACACAGUGGGGACUGUCUCUUCUUGCUGUAGCACACUCAUAAAAUUUGAGUCUAGAAAUGGAUGCAGGGUAUAUAGACUGCAUCAAAUUGUCCCUGUAUUGGCAGACAGUGAUUUAAGAUUAAAUGAUCCUUUAGCCAAAAGAAAAGCAGGAAGAGAAUUUUGGACCCGUCAUGAAUUUAGGGUGUUAGCACACGAACAUAGAGUGUCAUUCUGGUGAAAUUUCAUGGUCUUGGACUACCAAAAUGUCUAGUUUUCAGAACCUACUAUUGAAGGAAAUAAAACAAGUUACACUGCUUCUGCAUUGACAGAGCUUGAAAUAAAGCUGUCAGAGUCACUGCUCUGGCACUUUAAAUUACAGUUUUGGUUUCUGAUAACUGGAAAAAAAAUUCUUGUAGUUCUGUAUGUGUUCUAUAUAUGGGAGAGGGAAAAAAGAAUUGGCAGAAUAUGGGAGAUGCCUUUAAGUGGCUGGGAAGGUGUACUUGUGAGGCAAGAGAUUCAUUUCAUACCAGACUUAUGUUGCAUGGUUUUUCUCAGCUACCUAUGCUGACGUGGCUGAGCCAUAAAUUGAGUUUACUUUGCACUGUUACAUAUUUGUGUAUUACAGUGGUUGCUAACUCAUUAUCCAAAAAAGAAGUUACGUUCAAGGGGAAGUUACUGUGCUAGCACUUGUAGAUGGAGCAUGUUGUAUGGCUGAUCUCCCCUUUCAGCUCUGCAUAGGGAGUAAAAGGGUCCUGCUACAGAUACAUGAGUCAGAGAAGCUUUCUAUGGGAGUUUCUGAAAAUUCUUUUGUGCUCUCCAGAGUUCUAAGUUUCUGACAUGCAGAAUGGUAUUGCUGAGCAGAGGCUGCCAUCCGUGUGGAUGAUUUACGUUCCAUUUAAAUUAAAUCUCCUGUACUGAAUUAUUUGACAAUUUUUCUGUGGCUGGUUUAAAGAAUGUCUAUAUUUCAGCUUCUGUAUUAGAAACAAUAAGACACUUGAAUUAGAUACAAAUGCUGAGUUUCAAGCUGAUAUUCUGAAUAAAAUUUCUGUAUUGAU
Molecule: messenger RNA, 8192 nt
Organism: Parus major (Great Tit)
Lineage: Eukaryota; Metazoa; Chordata; Aves; Passeriformes; Paridae
Gene: CFLAR
Product: CASP8 and FADD like apoptosis regulator
Exons: 10
Coding region: 3007-4455 (482 amino acids)
Biological process (GO): proteolysis; negative regulation of extrinsic apoptotic signaling pathway via death domain receptors
Molecular function (GO): protein binding; cysteine-type endopeptidase activity
Source: RefSeq, a predicted model, not a curated record